Chelmon rostratus (copperband butterflyfish) is the source of this 2772-nucleotide messenger RNA. RefSeq names its product prostaglandin E receptor 4 (subtype EP4) b (gene ptger4b). Gene Ontology annotation, biological process: adenylate cyclase-activating G protein-coupled receptor signaling pathway; inflammatory response; cellular response to prostaglandin E stimulus. Gene Ontology annotation, molecular function: prostaglandin E receptor activity. The record is from RefSeq and is a predicted model, not a curated record. Lineage: Eukaryota; Metazoa; Chordata; Actinopteri; Chaetodontiformes; Chaetodontidae. The transcript is spliced from 2 exons. The coding region runs from base 402 to 1745 and encodes 447 amino acids. Gene Ontology annotation, cellular component: plasma membrane.
UGACGGGUGUCCUCCCGCUGCUCCGUGUAGUGCUCUGCUGCACCGUCUCCAGCAGCUCACUGGCCAAAUCAGGGGGGAGAGGAGGAGCUGCCUCAGAGAGCCAAGAAGAAACUUCCCUGUCAGUUGUGAGUGUGACAGCAACGCGAAGAGCAGCUCGCACACUCGGAGCAUGCAAACCAAACCCAGCAGAGUAAACAUCUUCAUCCAGUGGACUGCGCGUGUUUUCAUCAAGAGCUCUGGUGGAUUGUGGAGUUUUAAAUCCGUGCGUAAAAGACACUUUGGAAACAAUGGAUUUGCUUCUUGAUGGGGCACCUGGACAAUGCGCAUUAACGGAAAAUGUCACUAUUUCGGAAGUUUGAAUCUGUGUUUAGUGUGCAACAGUGAAAAAAGUCCCUGCAGGUAUGAACUCCACAGCAACAACGGGAACAUUUCAACCGCCCACCAUCCCAGCGAUUAUGUUCAUUUUUGGGGUGGUGGGAAACGUCGUGGCCAUAGUGGUUCUGCGAAUAUCACGGAAAGAGCAAAAGGAGACGACUUUCUACACGCUUGUGUGCGGCCUGGCAGUGACAGACCUCCUGGGCACCCUGCUGGCCAGCCCUGUCACCAUCGCCACCUACAUGAAGGGCUCGUGGCCGGGCGGCGACCCGCUGUGCCAGUACUCCGGCUUCAUCCUGCUCUUCUUCUUCUUGGUCCAGCUCAGCAUUGUGUUCGCAAUGUCAGUGGAGAGAUACUUGGCAAUAAACCAUGCAUAUUUCUACAACGAGUAUGUCAACCAAAAACUCGCUGCGCUCACUCUUUUGUCCAUUUACGUUACCAACAUUGGGUUUUGCGCGCUGCCUAGCAUGGGGCUCGGCCAGGUGAAGCUCCAGAGCCCGAAGACCUGGUGUUUCAUCGACUGGCAGAAUAACCACACAACUGUCGCGACCUUUAAUCUGAUGUACGCAGGUGUGAAUUCAGUCAUCGUGCUGGCCACUGUCAUUUGCAACGUGAUGGUGUGCGGGGCUCUGAUCCUGAUGCACAAGCGGUUCAUCCGCCGCACCUCUUUGGGCACAGACCAGCGGCGCAUCGCGGAGAUCCGGCGCAGACGGAGUUUCGGACGACUAGCUGGAGCAGAGAUCCAGAUGGUGAUCCUGCUCAUAGCCACCUCCGCGGUGGUUCUCAUCUGCUCCAUACCUUUAGUGUUGAGGAUCUUUGUGAAUCAGCUGUACAGAAACCAAAGAGAAGAGUUUGUCGGAUUGAAUAAAGACCUGCUGGCCAUCCGCAUGGCCUCCGUCAACCCCAUCUUAGACCCUUGGAUCUACAUCCUGCUCAGAAAGACAGUGGUCCUCAAGCUGAUGGAGAAAAUUAAAUGUCUGUUCUGCAAAAUGGGCGGGCGGGGGCGAAGGAGCGGCGGGCAGUUCCGCUGUGCCGAGGGGCGCCUCUCCUCCUCCAUCGUCUCCCGGGAUUCUCCGUCCUUGGUGUCACGCGAGCUCCAGGAAGUGGUGAGCACCUCGCAGACCUUCCUGUACCCGUCUGAGGAAAACCUCAGGAGGUCAUUUCAAGCGGGGGCACAGUGCGGCUCCAGUCCGCCAGCUGCACAGACGUUACAGGAGGUGGAGGUGCUUCAGAGGGGGCGUUCACAGACUGAUUUAGGGGACGCAGUGUCAGGCAGGCCUCUGAAAGACCUCCCAAUGUGCCCCAAGGACCCGGCUCUACAUGUGACCUUCACAGACGAGACUGCAAACAUACAGGAGAAAUGCAUAUGAGAGCCCUGCAAAGGCAUGGCGAUAAUGGGAAAGCAUCUGGACGCUGAACUGAUCAUCCAUCAGUCUGUGGAUAUUUAGCGCUAAUAAAAGGAUGUUCGACAUGUAUUAUUGAUCAUCAGCAUCAUCAGUGCAUUACUCCUCACUCAUAUUUCACCACAAACACCGCACCACUGAAUACGCUUCAGUGCAGUCACAACAGUUGUAUCAACAAAACCACAUAGAACAACAGGACGUUGUCAAGGAGCUCUUUUGUUGCACUUUUUGAAUUGUAAAACCACUGCUGGGCUGUUCGAAAAUGUCUGGUUUUGUUGCAUUUUCAUGACCUGCACAACGGGCCGCAAAGAAUUGACGUUAAAAUGUGAACAGUGUUCUGUGAUGUUAAUUUAUUGUAAGUAUGGAUUUGUACAUUAUUGUCUUCUCUGUGAGAAGGUCCAGAUAGUUUGGAGCCAUUUUAAAUUGGUACAAGAUGAAUAUGCUCAUAGUUUGUUUUUGUUUUGUUUUGUUUUUUGGUACAUUGUACAUUUGCACACAAUUUGGCCAAACUGGUUGACAGAGCAGCUCUAACAUUAGUGAGAAUCAUACCAUUCCCUGCAAUAAAAGGCAGCUAUACCCUGGCUUCCACAAUACAGACAGAGGAGGAUGUUAGGAGGCCUCCUAAUGUAAUGUCUCAAUAAAAAAAGGUGCUAACUGACUCUUUUCAGCCCUUUACUUUUUAUGGAUUAAUCCAACUUCAUCUUAUAUCACCUUAAUGUGGAGUCCCUCUCAUCUAAUCAGACUUUAUGGGGAAAUUAAGAAGGGGAAUGAAAAUUGAAGAUAUUAAGUUUCCGGUCUGAUAAGUUUAAAGGUUGGGCCUUUUCUUCCAGUGGACUUUCUGGUGUAACACAGCAUUUAACUGUCGCUCAUGCUCGAUCAUCUCAUGUCCAUGUUUCAAUCUUACAGCCGGUGUCAAAUUUACCACAUGAGGUUGACUCACUUGUCAAAAAUGUUCCAAAUGUGUAUGUACCAAACUCAUAAACUGAAAAUAAAA